Closterium sp. NIES-67 is the source of this 3042-nucleotide messenger RNA. Lineage: Eukaryota; Viridiplantae; Streptophyta; Zygnematophyceae; Desmidiales; Closteriaceae. The record is from the annotation of a GenBank genome assembly.
CUCUUGAUUGAACUACCUUUACCUCCUAGAGAUCUACGAGGGGAGCGCCAGUGCUACCCCCUCGCCGGUAGCUCGCAUCCCCGUGCCCCAACCAACCGUCGAUUCCUCUCAGUUAGGUGUUGCAAUCGCAGUUGCCUUCCGCUUCCCCGGGCCGUCUCCAGUAGCGUCGACGGACGGCUCCCAGAGCCCCAGCCCGCAAUAAGUACCGACAGCACUCGUUUCUUCGGCACCCAAGCCAUCGCCAUGGCGGGUGAGAUGGCAAUGCGCGAUGUGGCCGAGGAACACAUCUGCGCCGUCGUGUCGUCGCGCGACUGCCCGAUGACCAGCGCUCCCAACAACGAGAGUCCUCAUCGGGAGCGCGAACACUUGCUGCCGAUGCAGCAGCAAGAGCUGCAGCAGCAGCAGCAGCAGCAGCAGCAGCAGCAGCAGCAGCAAGGGCAGCAUCGCGGUCGGAAGCGUGCGCCGCUAGUGGAAGUGACGAACCUGGCGGCCAUGGGCGGCAGGGCUCGCGCCACAGCCAAGCGCGCUGCGCUGCGGCCUCAUCUCGUUGGCUCAGCGGCGAAGCACCGAGCAGCAGCGGUGGCAGCAGCGGCGAGGGAUCGCAUGCUCGGCCGAAGGCGCGCUCCCGGGACGUCCCCGACGUGCUCCCGGCGUGCUUCGCCGCGGGAGAGACGGGGUCAGGCAGCGCGGCAGCACCGGCUGGCGCACAAGCAGCAGGGGCAGCACAAGCCGCAGCAGCGCGCGAGGGGAAGCAGGUCGCAGCAGCGGUUGGAGGCGCGGCAAGGGACGUCGUCCGCGCAGCUCACCUCUUCCUCGCACCCUCUCUCGGGGCUUACCACGCUGAGACCACCCCUUGCGACGCCGUGCGACGACGACAAGGCGCAGCUGCCGUGCGAGUCGGUCGCAGUACUGCCAGCGAUGCCGUGCGACAGGGCCGCGGCUGGCGCGAGCGAAGCGGGCGUGGGGAGCUGCGGGAGCGACAGCGACAGCAGUAGCAGCAACUCCCGCGCGGACGACGGUAAUCGGUCGCGCAGCGGCAGGAAGAGGCUUGCGGGGGAAGGAUCGUCACCCGCGGAUCGGGCGGCGGAGGAGGCGCGCAUUUGCCGGGAGCGGGCGCGUGGAGAGCCGUCGUGUGUGCAGGCUGGCGUGGAGAUUGGGGGUAACGUUGCGAGAGGUGCGGAGGAGCGCUGUGGGGACGCGAGCCGUGGCAAGGCGAUAAUUGGCGAUGAUGGAUUGACCAGCACGAGAAGCACGGCGUGUGCCACGAGCCAUGGGCCCUCCGACGCGGCCAGGCAACCCAUGCGAGACCCUCAAGGCGUUCCGGGGCCAUCAGCACAGGCCCCUGCGGUACGCGGCACCAGAGCUGCCGCCCCAGCAUUCCUACCCGCCGCUGUGCCAGGGGAAGCCGCCUCUUUGCAGCAGCAGGGGGGCAGGUCGGGCGCGGGGAAGGCCGCGCGGGGGGCGGCUGCGCGGGACAUUGACUCGUCGGCGGAUCCGCAGCUGUGCGGGCGCUACGUGGCGGACAUCUACGGGCACCUCAAGGCCGCAGAGCAGCGCAGCCAGCCGCGCGCGGACUACAUGGAGGCGGUGCAGGUGGACGUGAACAGUGGCAUGCGCACCAUCCUCGUCGACUGGCUCGUUGAGGUAGCGGAGGAGUACAAGCUGGUGCCGGACACGCUGUACCUGACGUGCGCGUACGUGGACAGCUUCCUCUCGUGCCACACGGUGCCGCGCAGCCAGCUGCAGCUGCUCGGCAUCUCCUGCAUGCUCAUCGCCGCCAAGUUCGAGGAGAUUUAUGCGCCGCAGGUGGACGAGUUUUGCUACAUCACGGACAACACCUACACUCGCCACGAGGUGCUGCAGAUGGAGAGCCGCGUGCUGAACCAUCUGGCGUUCGACCUGAGCAAGCCCACCACCAAGACCUUCCUCAGGAGGUACAUUCGAGUUGCCCAAACCAGCCUCAAGGAUCCCUCACUGAAGCUGGAGUUUCUGGGCAAUUUCUUCUCGGAGCUAGCUCUGACGGACUACACGUGUCUGCGGUUCAAGCCCUCGUGCCUCGCUGCCUCCGCUGUGCUCCUCGCCAAGCUCACCCUCUUCCCUGCUCUGCCUCCCUGGACGCCUGCACUGGAGGCGUGUUCGGGGUACGCUCCUGCUGACCUGCGGGAGUGUGUGGCCUGCCUGCACGCGCUGCACUCCACCAACGGCCGCCCGCCGCCCACUGCUGUGCACCAGAAGUACUGCCAGGCCAAGUUUAUGGCCGUGGCAUCUAUUCCCAUGCCCGCCCACCUGCCGGACCCCCUCUGAUGUUGUAUCAAGAUGACUUGUGAGUCAACUCACAAGGCAUCCAUUUUCCUGCCCGCACACCUGCCGGGUCCCCUCCUCUCCUCGCGCCCCUCCGGCAUGCUAGCAGUGCCGAGGCAGCAGCAGUGUGGCAGUGGCUGCAGUAAGCGUAGCGCCGUAGAAGUAGCACAAGUAGAAGUAGCAGCAGCAGCAGCAGCAGCAGCAGCAGCAGCAGCAGCAGCAGCAGAAGCAUCCACACGGAGCAGCAGUGGCCUGUGUGCAUGGCAGCAGCACCAAGCAGGAGCAGGUGGCUGGUGUGGUGGUCCCCAGUGGUAGCUUUGGGGGUGUAUCAGUGCUUCUGGUAGGCUUGUGGGGGUUGGGCAUAAGCGACAGCAUCAGGAAUGGCUUGCAGCAAGCUGCCAUUAGCUGAGCUGUGCAGCUGCUUUUUUAUGUAUUGGGGUCUCCUAGAAAUGCGCUAGCAUACCGGUAGGUGUGAGGAAGGGGAGGUUCUAGGUGGUCUGGUCAUUAUUCUUAACAGAAUGCUUGAUAGCAAAGCGGAAGUCUUGAGCUGAACCCUUGUACUAGUACCGUAAUCCCCCGGAUAAUGGACCCGCCGGUAAGAAAGUCCAUGGGUCCUUUACCCGGGGGUGGGAUCAUCUAUUUUGGCAGACCCCGUGAGGACCCGCUUUUUGACAUGUAACAUUUUAGGACCCCCCAGCUGUGUUUUCUUGUAGGAUUUUGCAUGUAAGAAGAGAAACUGCU